Messenger RNA from Dermochelys coriacea (leatherback sea turtle), 3040 nucleotides. RefSeq names its product syntaxin 5 (gene STX5). Gene Ontology annotation, molecular function: SNARE binding; SNAP receptor activity. The record is from RefSeq and is a predicted model, not a curated record. Bases 587 to 1606 code for a protein of 339 amino acids. Gene Ontology annotation, biological process: vesicle fusion; intracellular protein transport; endoplasmic reticulum to Golgi vesicle-mediated transport. NCBI's taxonomy places the organism in Eukaryota, Metazoa, Chordata, Testudines, Dermochelyidae. The transcript is spliced from 11 exons. Gene Ontology annotation, cellular component: SNARE complex; Golgi membrane; endomembrane system.
UUGAUCAAGAAAUAUGGACCUUGACAAAAAAUAAUUGACUAGUCCCAACAUAUGGACAGAGGGACCCAAAUGCCUUCAAUGUUUAUUUACUCUGGGCUCUGUUGGGGAGUCCAGCCCCCACUCCCGCCCCCUUCCUGCCUCUGUUUGUAUGGAAUUGUAAUCCAAAUGGGCUGAUCCUGACACUGGCUCCUGCUGCCACUAUCUCUGUCAUCCAGUGUCAUGUUGUCUGUAUGGGGCUUGGCUGGGGCUGCUCACAGGGGGACUGGACCUCACUGAAACCUGGGGCAGGAUAACACUGAUACCUCUGGGGGGCUUCUGCAGCUGUGCAGUGGGGCAGAGGGUCUCUCCCUGCUGUAUAUGCCUGGCUUUUCCCUUGCACUCUGGGCAUCACAAAGCAUCCUCCUCGAUGAACUGCUGGGGAAGCCCUUUACAUCCCCCUUUGAGCUCAUAGGAGCCUGGACCCCUGUCUGGAUCUUGCAUCAGGGGCUGCUCCUGCAUGGGCAGGCAGGGGUGCCUUGGAGCUGCCUGACUGCCUUGCUGCAGUAAGAGAUGAAUGGACCAGAGGAGCGCCAGGUUAUGAGCCUCAAUGAAUACGAGAAAACGCCACGGCUCUAAGAACACAGAUCAGGGCGUUUAUCUGGGACCUUCGCAGAUACAGGAGCUGCCCCCGCCUGCUGCCACCACUGUUGCCUCCUCACUGUCAUUCCUGGACACUAUGUCGUGUCGUGAUCGCACCCAGGAGUUCCUCUCUGCCUGCAAGUCCUUGCAGAGCAGACAGAAUGGGCUGCAGCUGAACAAACCCACUCUGAAUGCCAUGCGCCAGAGGAGCGAAUUCACCGUCAUAGCCAAGCGCAUCGGGAAAGAUCUCAGCAACACCUUUGCCAAGCUGGAGAAGCUGACCAUCUUGGCCAAGCGGAAGUCCCUGUUUGACGACAAGGCGGUGGAGAUAGAGGAGCUGACGUACAUCAUCAAACAGGAUAUCAACAGCCUGAACAAGCAGAUUGCCCAGCUGCAGGAUUUCGUGCGGGCCAAGGGCAGCCAGAGCGGGCGGCACGUGCAGACCCACUCUAACACCAUUGUGGUGUCGCUGCAGUCCAAACUGGCCUCAAUGUCCAAUGACUUCAAGUCAGUGCUGGAGGUGAGAACGGAGAACCUGAAGCAGCAGCGGAGCCGGCGCGAGCACUUCUCCCGCACCCCAGUGCCCCUUGCUGCCAGCAACCUGGGCGGCUCCGCGAUGCUGCAGGAUGAACCCCGACGGGCGGGGGAUGUGGCCAUUGACAUGGACAGCCGGACGAGCCAGCAGCUGCAGUUGAUUGAUGAACAGGAUUCGUAUAUCCAGAGCCGGGCGGACACCAUGCAGAACAUUGAAUCCACCAUUGUGGAGCUGGGCUCCAUCUUCCAGCAACUGGCGCACAUGGUGAAGGAGCAAGAAGAGACCAUCCAGAGGAUUGAUGCCAAUGUGGAGGAUGCCCAGCUGAAUGUGGAGGCCGCGCAUUCCGAGAUCCUCAAAUACUUCCAGUCAGUUACCUCCAACCGCUGGCUCAUGGUCAAGAUCUUCCUCAUCCUCAUAGUCUUCUUCAUCAUCUUUGUGGUGUUCCUGGCCUGAGCUAUCCCCUUGCACCUGCCCUCCCCCAGCACUUGGAAACCCUGCCCUGUCUCUGACGGAGCCACUUGUGGACAUGUGUGCGCUGGACUCUUAGUUCUUACCCAGGUGGGGCAGCCUGGUGCCAGAGGGGCUCUCCCUCCUCACACGGUGACCUGUGGACUCUGCUACAGCUCCGGGAACCCCCAGGCUGGACAUCCCAGGACUGAGUGAGGGCAGGCAGGUGCCUUGGUUUCCAUGUAUGAUAGCGCCAGGACUCUGCAGCAAAGGGUGCUGCUUGUGGGGUGCUGACACCAGUGUUGGAGGAACCUCUAGUGUUGGGACUUUCACCAGAGCCCACCUCCCACCUUGUGUGGGGCUACUCCUCCCCCUAUCCUGCAUAGGGGCUCACCAGCUGUCUGCAGCUAGGACUAACUUCCCCCACCCCAGCACUCAUCAUCUAGCAGCUCUCUGGUGUGCAUGGGGAAGGGGUUGCCCCCUGGACGUGCCUUCGCCAGCCCCAUGGGGCAUUUGGCUGAGUGACAGGUGACUUCCCCCAUCCCUAUUUUUAUUUUGUGUAUUUAAGUCUCGUCCUUCUCCCAUAGUUAUGGGGCUGUCCCAAGCACAGAGUCCCCACUCUGCACCCCUCCCAGGCCACUUGGGUGCCACUGCAGCUGGGGCUGGCCCUGACAGUUGGAUAGGUCUGGCUGUGUGGCUGUCAGUGCAGUGGGAGAGGUGGGUGUCUUCCCCCCCCCCCACUGUUGCUCUGUUGCCUAAGUAGCACCACGCACUCUCCUUCCCCAGAGAAGCUCCUGCUGCCAUAGGUGCUCUGAGCCCUGCGCUGAUGGCCCACUCUGGGAGGGGGGGGUGGCCAGCACUGGGCUCCUUGCACCUGAGCUGUGAUUAUGGCAGGGGCGGCAGAGCUCAGGCCCCCCGUUGUGCUCCCUGCAGUGAGCUGUGUGUGGCUCCUUCCCUUAACAUCGUAGGAGGUGCUAGGCCAUGGUGCCCCCCUCACCAUUUCUCUAUGGUCUUGCUAAACCCUAACCGCUUAUGGGGUGGUGCCCCUUCCCCCAGCAGAGUGGGGAGGGGCAGGGACCUUAUUCCUCCCCCUGCUGGCACUCUUCCACAAUGUCCUGUUCAAUGGUUAAUGUAAAUAACCCUGCCCUGGCCUAGUCCAGGGCCCUAAGGGUCUGAUCAUGGUGGCUGUGAUGACCCCUGGUCAUGACCCUGCUGUGACCUCAGCCACCCUUCACCCCCAGGAUUCUUCCCCACAAUCACCUGUCUUAACAUUCCAAUGUGGGUGCUGCCCCCUCUAGCUAAUGAGAGCCUCUUUGCAGUCAGGUGAUGGGGGGAGACAGACUUGUGGAGAAGAGGAGGGGUGUAACCUGCCCCUUCCUGGCUGGGAGGAGUGGACGCAGAGUCAGUCUGGAAAGAAAUUAAAGCUUGACUGUAACCCCA